AUGAAUGUGUCGCCGUUCGAUUCGUAUUUGGCAGACGAAUUGACAUUUUUUUUUCAAAAUGUCGACGACGACGAGAAGGAGGAAAAAAAAAAAAAAUUUCCUUGCGUGAAAAUAUGGUUUCAAAACCGUAGAACAAAAUGGAAAAAACAAGAUAACAUAAGCAACGCGGAAGCGGCGGAACAUAAAAAUCAAACAACCGGUAAACAAGGUACGAAAACAAACGUCAAAUCAACAUUAAACGGUAAAACGAUGACAACAACAACAACAAUGCAUAAUAACGACGGAGCAAUCAAUUUAGUCAAAGGUGGUGGUGGUAAUGGCGGCAGUGGUGGAGUCGGUGAUGCGACAAACAAAAUUUACAUAAACGCCGACAACAACCCCGUAUCGAUUAAAAUGAAAGAUCUCAACAGUUUGAUGAUGAUGAACAAACAACACGGGAGCGACUCAACCGUUAAAAGAAACGAUUUAAUUGUUAAAACUUCUUCUUCACCAUCAUCAUCAUCAUCUUCGUCUUCGUCGUCGUCCUCAUCAUCUUUGGACUUGAUUAAAAUUCCCUCGAGUGAUCAUCAUCCUUCUUUAGUUAAUUCCCUAUUUAAAACGGUCGACGGGACGACGACGAUGGCGAUGGCGAUGGCGACGACGACGACGACUACGACGACAUCUCCUAACGGAGAACGUCUCAUCGUGGCAGCAGAAGAACAUUCGAACGCUUCGCUUUUCACUCAAAACGGUUCGGAAAAUUGUUAUCCACACGAACCCAUGUCCACAACGGAUAUCCCGAGAGUCGUUCAACCUUUCGUCGUCGGUUCCAUUCCGGGACUCGGAGACGUGAGCAGACGACAGACUAAAUCCGAACCUACGACGUCGCCAUCUUGUGAUAAUUUUUCCCAAUCCGAACUUUCGCCCGUUAUUAAAAACGAUUUGAUUAUAGCCGAUGAUGAUAAUGAUGAUGAUGAUGACGUCAAUGAUGGUGAUGAUGACGACGACGAUGACGAUGAUGAUGACGAUGGGGGUGGCGGUGACGUAGUCACCAACAGUUAG
This is a messenger RNA of Pediculus humanus corporis (human body louse), 1041 nucleotides long. RefSeq lists its product as uncharacterized. Lineage: Eukaryota; Metazoa; Arthropoda; Insecta; Psocodea; Pediculidae. The record is from RefSeq and is a predicted model, not a curated record. Gene Ontology annotation, molecular function: DNA binding. The coding region runs from base 1 to 1041 and encodes 346 amino acids. The transcript has 2 exons.